AUGAAGCAUUUAAGCUUCAUUAUGCUCGUACUACAAAAUACGGCACUGUCAAUAGUGUCCAAGUACUCGCGCGCUAACAACGGACCAAAAUACCGUCCAAGUACUGUUGUGCUGCUCGUGGAAUUGCUCAAGUUCGUGCUUUGCUGCUUCAUGCUGUAUAAGAUUAAGCGUGGUAACUUGAAAGCUACUAUGCUCACACUACAGAUUGAGGUGUUUGCUGAUAAGAAAGGGCUUACAAAAAUGACGGUGCUUGCUUUUCUUUACGCAUUGCAAAACAUGUUUGCGCUCGUUGCUUACGAUUAUGUAGACGUGGCGACGUACCAGAUUGUGUACCAGCUUAAGAUUAUUACCACGGCCAUGUUCAUGAUUUUACUGCUGCAACGUCGUUUCAGCGUUGUGCAGUGGUGCGCAAUGGUAGCACUUAUGGCUGGUGUGGCCAUCUGCUCCUAUUCACGAUUACCGAGUGCUUCGCAGCACUCAGACGAAGCCACGAGUAGCAAGCGCUUCAUUGGCGUCUGUAUCAUGCUUGGACUGGCAGUCAAUUCAGGUCUUGCAGCAGCCUACUUUGAGCGCGUCAUGAAAGCGCACAAGGGCGUUCAGACGCAGCAAACGAUUGACCCGCUCUGGGUGCGAAACUUACAAUUAUCUGCCAUAUCCGUUCUCGUCACUUGUUUCGAUCUCGUUCGCAACUUUGGUCAAGUGUGGACUUCUGGAUUUUUUUACGGCUUUCAACCCGUGGUAUUCGCUGUCAUUUUUCUGCAGGCAGUCGGUGGACUUACAAUCGCUGCCGUCGUCCGCUACUCAGACAACAUUGUGAAGAAUUUUGGCACGUCCUUCUCUCUUAUCUUGUCAUGCAUCAUCUCUAACUAUAUGUUUGACGAGACGGCUCCACUUUCGUUCUACUUUGGCGUAUGUCUUGUGGUUGGAUCAGUCUUUGUAUAUGGCGACAAUCGAUUUGCUCUCAAACCCGCUGCCAAGAAGGAACAUCGAUCCAUGUCCGAAGAUGCGGCAAACGAGAUUGUCAUAGAAAACAAAAGCAUGCAAGUGUUGCACUCUGGGAGCAGAAGCUUCGUUGCGCGAUCCGUACAAACUUUUAACGGUUUAUGUGUUUAA
Plasmopara halstedii is the source of this 1113-nucleotide messenger RNA. Its product is annotated as udp-n-acetylglucosamine transporter. NCBI's taxonomy places the organism in Eukaryota, Oomycota, Peronosporomycetes, Peronosporales, Peronosporaceae. The coding region runs from base 1 to 1113 and encodes 370 amino acids. Gene Ontology annotation, cellular component: Golgi membrane. Gene Ontology annotation, molecular function: UDP-galactose transmembrane transporter activity. The transcript has a single exon. Gene Ontology annotation, biological process: pyrimidine nucleotide-sugar transmembrane transport. The record is from RefSeq and is a predicted model, not a curated record.